This is a messenger RNA of Lithohypha guttulata, 3081 nucleotides long. RefSeq lists its product as uncharacterized. Gene Ontology annotation, molecular function: protein binding. The record is from RefSeq and is a predicted model, not a curated record. Bases 1 to 3081 code for a protein of 1026 amino acids. NCBI's taxonomy places the organism in Eukaryota, Fungi, Ascomycota, Eurotiomycetes, Chaetothyriales, Trichomeriaceae. The transcript has 2 exons.
AUGAUCGUUGCCCCAAUAGCCGCCGCAGCGUAUGGCCAAGUUGGACCCGGUCCAGUGUAUCAUGGAGACUUACACACAACCAAGGGACAUAGUUUCGAUCAAGUUACUAUACGAGAUUCUGCCACUGUCAACCUGCAUCAAGGAGAUAUCUACUUUCCUCGGUCUGAUUCAACAGAAUUGCCACAGUUCUGGGUCUUGAAACAACCUUCUCUGCACUUCACUGGUCGAGCAGAACAUUUGCAAAUGAUUCAGAGAUGGUUCACAGAGGAAGAAAGCCGAAAGCCCAAGCAUAGGGAUAGACACAAGUCAAUUGUCAUCCAGGGUAUGGGAGGUUCGGGCAAGACCCAGCUCGCUCUCAAUUAUUGGGGCAUCUUUUGGAUCGACGCAAGCAGUCGCCAGAACGCAUAUAACAACUUCGGUGAGAUCGGUAAAUAUUUCGGAAAAGGUGACACUUUCAAGGCUGGUCUCUACUGGUUGUCUAGCAAAAUAAAUCAGAAAUGGCUCCUUAUCUUGGACAAUGCCGAUGACCCAGAUGCUACAGCCUUGGACAUCUCUGAUCUCAUUCCUCCAGGCAACAAUGGUCAUGUGCUGAUCACUUCCAGAAACCCGCAGCUGCUUCAUACUGAGGAGUACACUACAUCAGGCUCCCUUCAUCUAGAGGCUUUAGGCGAAGAUGAGGCAAUUGACCUUCUCCUCAAGUGCGCGUACGACGACGAAUCCCUCUUGGCUGACGCUGAUGCUAGGGACCUGGCUCAAGAGAUCACGACAAAAGUGCUCUACCGCUUAGCGAAAACGAUCGAUGCGGCUGGUCGCUUCAUUCGUCAGAAGAAAUACACGCUCGAGAAGUAUUUAAAGCACUAUCUACCUAUUCAACGAAAACGCGAACGUCUCAGCAGAGACAAUGGGGAAAAUACCGAUAAGGUUUUGAUUGCGAUUCAAACCACGUGGGAGACUCCGUUACGUGACAUCAAGCUAAAGGCGAAGAAUUCCCAAGAACAUGAAGAUGCUGUUGCUUUGUUCCACGUCUUCACGUUUCUUCACUAUGAUGGCGUCACCCAACAGGUCUUUGAAAACCUCUGGAGGUCCCCUGCCUGUCAAUCCACCAUUACUGGGUCCAUGCCUUAUAUUCUGACAUCCGGCCACACCGAAACGUUGGAAUUGGCGAGUCGAUUGGAGACUGCGACACAGUUGUUGCAUAGUUACGGUGUGUUGGAGUCCUGUAACUUCGAUUCCACAACGGAAACCACAAACCGACCGUGCUAUACUUUUCAUCCCUUGGUUCAGAGUUCCGCUCGACACAAACUCAAAACCAACAAUGGACGUGGUGACCAGCGGCCGCAAUGGCUGAAGCGCGCUAUUCAUGUUCUAGCUUCCGGCAUAUCUGAACAGGCAGAAGACAUCGACGCAAAGUACGCCAGAAGACUGAUACCUCACAUAAGGGAAUGCAUCAAACUUGUCGAGGACAUUGACGAGUCUCAGCACUUAUGUGAAGACAACUCCGAGCAGGUCGAAUUAGCCGCGCAGCUCGGGUCGGAUUCGAAUUUCAAAGCUCGAGACCAUUAUGGCUUCGAUGUCCAGAAGCUCAAGCACUCGUUGUUGUUUACACACCAGGGGGCAUUGCAAUAUGAACGUUUCGCUCUUGUCUACCACACUGUCGCUUGGUGGCAAAUUUCCGUCAACUUCUACAAGCGAGCACUGCUUUUCAGGCAGCUCAAACAAGGGAGCAGACAUGAACAAGUGCUAAACAACAGGAGAAGGAUGGCGCUCGAUAUGUUCUGGAAUGACGAAUUAGAAGAUAGUGUAAGAAACUUAAUCUUUAUCUUAAUCUCAAGAUGGCGAAAGCGAGAUUCAUGGGCAGACUGGCUGUUUUCACCACUUUCCCCUGGUCACAUCAGUUACUGUACGGCGCUCAGCGAUCUCACGGAAGCGCUUUGGAGAGUACGCAAACACUUUGAAGCAGUACGUCUUGGAGAACGAGCUGUCUCAGGACUGACUGAAAGACUUGGAGUUGACGAUGCGCGUACAGCUACGGCUAGACUGAAUCUCGCCCGCGUCUACAACCACGUCGACAAGACGGAAGAAGCACAUGGGAUAUUGGUCUCAGUUGUGCGAGCACGUAAAAGACGACCCUCGUUAGUGGACGGGGGUACUUCGCAGACAUCUCGGCAUAAACUGCCCCCUGGUUUCAACAAUGUCGAUACACUAUUUGCAAGGAACGAACUGGCGUUCAGUCUGAGGAAAAAGCCAGGGCGGGGCCUUAUAGUGGAGCGAAUAUCAAGAAAUGUGAGUCAACAAGCUGUCGAAAUUCUAGGUGAAGAGCAUCCGUGGACACUGUUUUCCCUCUCCGAUUUGGCAAAACAUUUAAGCAUCGUCCGCAAACCACAAUCAGGACAAACGGAAACUGAACACCAAGAAGCUGUUGAAAUCAUGGAAGGCAUAAUGCCCAUGGCUAGAAGAGCUUUGGAGGCCCAACGGCACCAUUUCUUCCUGAUACAGGGACAACUCGCCAGGGUAUAUGCUUACAAUGGGAAGUGGAAAGAAGCUGAGGCGACUCUAGUCGACUUGGUCAAGUCCACUGAGCCGACUGAGCUGCACUGGUACGGAGCGGCAGCAGCAUUAGCACGAGUCCAUUACCGUGCAGGAUCUUAUCAAGAGGCAGAAACGCUGCUGAAGAGACUGAUAAGGAUUCGCGCACCGAAAAAGGACUCUCAUACAGCUAAAAAUCCGGAGUUGCUGAACGUGUUGGAUCAAACAGCUACACUUUACAAGAAAACCAACCAGAUUGAGAAGCUGGUUGCAUUGAAGACCGAAUAUCCUAUGGCCGACGAAACUCUGGAGGACGGCGCGAUGUUCGAAAAUUUCAACACACAGAUGUCAGAAGUCUCGAAUCCCUUCAAGACUGUCUAUGAUAUUGCGAUGUUUCUCUGGAUAGAUAGGGAUAAAUGGUGGUGGGAAGAGUCACUAUAUCAAGCAUGCAAGCGAGCUGGUCAGAAGUACUGGACUGAGAAUAACAACCCGGAUCAAACCGACGAAGACGAAGCAAUGUUCAACAAAGAAAAUAGGCGACGUGAUCCACCUUAA